This is a messenger RNA of Lonchura striata (white-rumped munia), 708 nucleotides long. It is a transcript of the gene LBX2, whose product is annotated as ladybird homeobox 2. NCBI's taxonomy places the organism in Eukaryota, Metazoa, Chordata, Aves, Passeriformes, Estrildidae. The record is from RefSeq and is a predicted model, not a curated record. Gene Ontology annotation, molecular function: DNA-binding transcription factor activity, RNA polymerase II-specific; sequence-specific double-stranded DNA binding. Gene Ontology annotation, cellular component: nucleus. Gene Ontology annotation, biological process: regulation of transcription by RNA polymerase II.
AUGACCUCGGCGGGGGAGGCGGCCGGUUCCCCCCCGCUGCCCGCCGCGGUCGGCGGCCACCGGCGGAGCCCCCUGGACCGGCUCCCGCCCCCCGCCAACACCACAAAACCGCUGACCCCCUUCGGCAUCGAGGACAUCCUUGGACGUCCCCGCGGCGGGAGCCCCCCCGGGACCGGGACCGGUCCCGCCGCCCCCCCCGCCCCGACAGGGCCCCGCGGCGGCGGCGGCGGCUGCGCCCCGGCCUCGCCGCUCUGGGCGCUGGAGGAACUCGCCAGUAAAACCUUCCAGGGGCUGGAGCUGGGAAUGCUGCAGGCGGCCGGAGGUCCGUCCCCGCCGGGCACCUCGGGCCCGCGGCCUCCCUGCAGGAAGCGUCGCAAGUCCCGGACCGCGUUCACGGCGCAGCAGCUGCGGGAGCUGGAGCAGCGAUUCCGGCGGCAGCGCUACCUCUCCCCGGUGGACCGGGACGCGCUGGCGGCGCGGCUGGCGCUCUCCGCCGCCCAGGUCAUCACCUGGUUCCAGAACCGCCGCGCCAAGCUCAAGCGGGACCUGGAGGAGCUGCGGGCGGACGUGGCCUCGCUGCAAGCGCUGCCCCCCGCCGCCCUGCAGCAGCUGGCGGGGCUGCCCGAGCCGCCGGGGGCUCCCGGUACCGGCGGCGGGAGCACAGAGCCCGCCGAGCUGUCGGAGGAGGAGAUCGACGUGGCGGACUGA